AUGUCAAAAGCAUCUGUUUUGCGUAUUCAAUCAUCGGAAGGUACAAAACGCUUAGAUUUUAACAGUCAAGAUACAUAUAAAACUAUCUAUGAAAAAGUUGCACAAAUAUUUUCACUGUCAUCAUUGAAUGAUUUUACAUUAUACAAAGAAAAAAAUAAACAAUCACCGCUAGGACGAACUCAAAAUAAAACUAAUUUAAAACAUGGUGAUAUGAUUUAUUUAGUUCCUGAACAUGCAAAUUUAUUUCCAACAGAUACCAAUUCAUUGUUGUAUGUUCCUACUGAUCUUAAAUCAGAUACACCAUCAAAUGGAAAUAGUUAUGCAUCACCGAAAGUUGGCUCGUUUCAAAUAAAUAAUUUUACGAAAUCAAGUGCAAAUGCUACGGACAUUAGAGAAGAUGAUGUCGAUAUACAAUUAGAUAAAUUAGAUGGAAGAAUACCAAGAAAACGUGAUCCACAAUUAUGUCAUCAUAAUGUACAUGGAAAAUGCUUACAUUGUAUACCGAUUGAACCAUAUGACGAAGAAUUUUUAAAAAAUCGAAAUCCACCAAUUAAACAUAUGUCAUUUAGAGCAUCAAUUAGAAAAUUACAAAGUUCGACAGCUGGCGAAAGAAAUACAUUUGCUAGUCUUGAAAAUAUAAGUUGCUCAAUUAAAGAAAAAUGUGCCACUGGCCAUGCACCUUGGCCUAAAGGUGUUUGUACAAAAUGUCAACCAAAUCCAGUCACUCUUAUGCGUCAGCCUUACCGUCAUGUAGACAAUAUAAUGUUUGAGAAUGGAAAUAUGGUAAAUCGUUUUUUAAAUUAUUGGCGUUCAUCAGGUCAUCAACGUAUUGGUUUUCUCUAUGGUCGCUAUGAAAUUUAUGAUGGCGUACCGCUUGGUAUUCGUGCAGUUGUUUCAGCUAUCUAUGAACCGCCACAAGAUACAUCAAGGGAUAGUGUAAAAUUAACUCUUCCAGAUCCACAUGAAGCACUGAUAAAUGACUUAGCACGUCGUCUUAAUAUUCGUCGUAUCGGAUGGAUUUUUACUGAUCUUAUACCUGAUGAAAGUAAAUCCGGUGGUGGUCCUGUUCUUCACCAUCGUGGCAAUGUGAAUUCCUACUUUUUAAGUGCUCAGGAAUGUAUCACGGCUGGUUGGUUUCAAAAUAAUCAUCCAAACACAUGCAAAUAUUCACCAGAUGGCUAUUUCGGUUCAAAAUUUGUGACUGUUGUUGUUACGGGUGAUGUAUCAGGACAAAUUCAUUUUGAAGGCUAUCAAGUAUCAAAUCAAUGUAUGGCUUUGGUGAAAUCAAAGAUUUUAUUUCCAACAUACGAUGCACCUGAAUUAGGUUACGUUCGAGAAACAAGUUCAGAACAAUAUGUUCCUGAUGUUUAUUAUAAAGAAAAAGAUUCAUAUAAUAAUGAAAUAAUGAAAAUAGCGCGUCCAUUACCGCUUGAAUAUCUUAUAAUUGAUGUUCCAACAGGCUUUCCUUCGAGCGAUGCACAAAUUCAAUCAACAUUUAAUGAUGAUUGUCAAACAAUAAAAACACCGUUUUGUGUUGAAAACCGAAUGCAAAUUGGAGAAUUACAAGAUAUGAAUGCAUUAGCAACAUAUUUACAACAGUUUUCAAAAACUGGAGGUGCUGGUGUAACUACUUCUAGCGCAAGUCAAUUUAAAGCUACAGACAUUUUAAGUGAUAUUCAUCUAUUAAGAUAUUUGGCUGUUAAUGAUAUUAUAUCAUUUUCAAUGGAUCAACUCGAUCCAUUACUUGAUUCUAUACGUACGCAUGAUCUUAAUGGUAUUGAAACCUGGAUGGAAGGUUCCGAUUGGCAAACAAUAGUUCAAGUUCUACAAUCACAUGGUCCUAAUACACCAUUAGGAGGAGGAGGAGGAGGUACUCGAUCAUCGUACAUGGAUUAUGAAGAUCAACACGAUCUAGCAUCUUCAUCGUCUCAAUGGAACUGUCCACGAUGUACUUUUCUUAAUAUUGGCUCAUCUCGGACAUGUGAAAUAUGUUCAUGUGAAAAAGGUUCUUAG
Molecule: messenger RNA, 2013 nt
Organism: Rotaria socialis
Lineage: Eukaryota; Metazoa; Rotifera; Eurotatoria; Philodinida; Philodinidae
Source: the annotation of a GenBank genome assembly